AGGAAGGGUUAUUAUGUCGCAGUUGCCAGAAAUAGAAUGAAAGAUAUCAAUUCAAUGGGGGAAGAAAAAGAAGAACAAGGGAAAUCUCUUGAAAAUCAAAACCACCAAAUAAUAAAAGUAAUAACAUUAAUCACAAGAAAGGAAAGUCGUGCAAGGGAUGUUUAUACUACUCUUCUACUCUCAAAACAAAUCUCACCACCCCAUUUGUGUUGGCGUCCCCCGAAAUCUCCAUCAAGUCCCCAGGUACGUUGUGGGAGAAACUGAGUUGGAAGCUUCAAAAGAGGGCCGUAGUCUUAAGGAUUUCAAGUAUGGAUGUGUUGGUUACUCAGUAUACUUGGACAAUAAAGAUUCAUCAACUGAUAAGAUGGAUAAAGAAGCAGAAUUGCCAUUCUGUGUUGGGCUUGAGGUAUUGUUGGACAGAAGCCCUUCAACUGCUGAUCAUGUUCCUGCUCAUGUUCGUAAAAAUGAAGAGACUCGGCCUCAUGUUCAUGCUCAUGCUCAACCUCAACCUCAACCACAACCUCAACCUCGACCCUACAAGCCAGCACCCUUUCCAGGAGACGAAUACUUGAACAGGUUUAAAAGGAAUGCAGGACUAGUUGCAUCAGGUGUGGCCAAAAAUGUGAAUAAAGUGGGCAAUUACAUGAAAGAGACGUUGGAAGAUAUUCUAUACCCUUACAGAAGGAAGUGAAAAUUUCUCAUCACAAUUAGAAUGUCAUAAACUCCAGGUUUUUCAUGUGUAAUAACGAAUAAAGAACAGGCAUUGUUGCCUUCUUUUUUUUUUUUUUUUUUCCUGAAUUAAAUUAUAUUUUCCCUCUCAUCUUAUGAUCUUGUAAUAAGC
This is a messenger RNA of Pistacia vera, 841 nucleotides long. RefSeq lists its product as uncharacterized. The record is from RefSeq and is a predicted model, not a curated record. Bases 158 to 691 code for a protein of 177 amino acids. NCBI's taxonomy places the organism in Eukaryota, Viridiplantae, Streptophyta, Magnoliopsida, Sapindales, Anacardiaceae. The transcript is spliced from 5 exons.